UCCGCGCGCGCGCACGCACUGUGCCCUGCGCGUGCACGACACGCUGCGCACAGACUGCAUGUGUAGAGAGAGAGAGGGGGAGAGCGAGCUGAUAUCAAGUGGUGACGGCGAGCAGCAGAGAGCACAUAUAGUUUAGACGAGCGGAUGCGACAAGAUGCUGAGCGUCGCCUUGCUGUGCGUGUGCGCCGUCACCCUCGGACGCGUCUCGUCUCGUUCUGACAGUGGCAAUUUUUUGGACGAUAAGUGGCUCACUGGAAGAUGGGAUAAAUUCAGAGAUGAGCCGGGAACAUGGACGUCCUCCAAGCCCUUUGAUCAAGGCCUUGAUCCCGCCAAAGACCCGUGUCUGAAGAUCAAAUGUGGCCGCCACAAGGUGUGUGUGGCUGAGGACUACAAAACAGCCACUUGUGUCAGCCAGAGGAGGUCUAGCUUUAAAGAUGCCAGUGUGUACCAGAGUCCUGGCUCCAAGUGCAAACCUUGCCCCGUGAUCCACCCUUCCCUUGUUUGUGGAACCGAUGGGCACACCUACUCCACCAAGUGCAAGUUAGACUACCAGGCAUGCAUCACUGGCAAGAAGAUUACUAUCAAUUGCCCUGGCAUGUGUCCUUGCCCCACUCAGCCUGAAGAGAGCUCCACAGAGCGGAAAGUGUGCAGCGAGUCUGAACUCAAAGAGGCGGUGGGUCGACUGAGAGACUGGUUUAGAGUGCUAUAUGACAAUGGCAACCAGAACAGAAAGAUCCAGAAGAACAAAUUUGAGGUUGGGGCAUUACCUGUAUGCAAAGAUCCUCUCGGAUGGAUGUUCUCUCGCCUGGACACAAACUUUGACCUCCAACUGGACCAAUCAGAGAUCAAGAGCCUCUACGUGGACAGGAAUGAGCCUUGCUCCGACAUUUUCUUCAAGUCUUGCGAUACACGCUCUGAUAAAGUUAUUUCCAGCUCUGAGUGGUGUACCUGUUUCCAGAGGUACACAGACUCCCCUUGUAAAGCUGAGCUGUCAUCCAUCGGCAAGAAGCAAGUGGGAAAAAAGCUACUCGGCCAGUAUCUGCCCUCCUGCGACGAGGACGGAUACUACCGCUCGCACCAGUGCCACAGCAGCAGCGGUCAGUGCUGGUGUGUGGAUCGCUAUGGCAACGAGCUGGCCGGCUCGCGCACCCAUGGCCCGGCUGACUGCGGUGUGAUUUUAGAGUCUUCUGGAGAUCUCGGUAGCGGGGACUCAAUGAUCACCGAAGAUGAUGAAGAUUCCUUUGUCCUCAACGAGCAGGCUGGAAUGGAUGAUGAGGACGACGACGAUGACGACGACGAUGAAUAUUUGUCGUAAUUCUAUUGUAUUAUUUUUUUUUAAGAAAAGAAAAAAGAGAAACUGUUUGUUUGGUCAAACUGCACGUUUCUAGGCAACCCCCCCAGGCAGAUAUUUCAUUGUACUAACAGCCUAAGGACUAAUCUGUGUAAUCUUUGUUUUUACCUAUAUAGCAAAAAAAAGAUGUUUCAUUUUUCUUUUCAUUUUACGCCCUACUGUUAGCUAUUGGCAUUUGUUGCCUCGGGUGCCGUUGGCAACAAAAAUAACCAAUUCUGUGCUUUGGAUGUGGUCACAUGUGCAAAAAGCUCCCCUUUCAUUGGACACGCGUGUCCUCUAGUGUGUCCUGUCCUUGUACACCACUCAAGAGUGUUGAUGCCUGAGGCGCGGUGUUUAAGAGAUUUCCCUCUUCCUCUUCUUUAUCCCUCGCUCUCUUGCUCCUUAUCUAAUGUUCCUGUGUAUAGGUGGGAUGUCGAUGAUGUAGAUAAGAGACUAUUGCACUCUUGAGGUUUCUUUUCAUCUCCAUUCGUAACUGUGACUGUGGAAAAACGAGCCUGGUCAAACACGCUGUAAGCGUUGAGACAAAAAAAAAAAUGGAGUUGGAAACCUAUAUUUAAAAAAAAAACAAAAAAAAACAAAUCAUCUCAAAAGGCUCAGCUCCCGAUUAGUGCUUAGAGGGAGGGGAAAAAGCCAGAGGCGUCGAGGGUGAAAAUGAUGAUGUAUUUUUCUAAUCCAUUGUUGGAUGAUUACAGAGGAUUUGUUGUAGCAUGUUCAAACGCCGCGUGACGUUGCAGCGGCCAACUUCAAAAUAGCGUGUACAGAUUGAAGCACGGCUAACAACAAAUCACAUAAAAGAUGUUUACUGAGUUUAGGAGGGGAAAAAAACUGCUGUACAGUAAAUGUUAUGCGUUUUUCUUUUUGGGGGUCUUAUUCAAUUCGAAAAGAAGAAAUGCGUUGCACAGGAAAAGAGCCACACAGCCAUGUGGGGGGAUGAAAAGGUGAAGGUGUGCCUUUUUCUAGCAUGGACAGGUGAUAGACUGAACGUGGCUUAAGAUGAUCUGAUCGGGAAAUUACAUGAGAGGGACUUUACUGUCUGGCAUUUCUCAUACUGUAGCUCCUGUUCUCCUUUCUUUCGUAGGAUCGCUAAAAUGUAGAGAAGCACACAAGCUAUUUAGGGGCUAAAGAUGUUUAAUUCCGCUGGAUUUAAACAUUUUAUACAUUAGUACACUGACGAGAUUGGAGAUUAAUUUAUAAGAUAUAAGAAUCUUUGCUCACAUAUGCAGCCAGACCUCGUGGAUCACUGACAAAGAGAUGGACAAACUGUGUUUUUUUUUUUCUUUUUCCAGUUUAACCUGCUUGACAUUUGUAGGAGAAAUUGACAGUAAUAAGCACACUUUAAAAAGAGCAAAAUACCCGGUCAAGUUACCGCCACAGGGCCUCACGAAUCAAUUCUGCUGGAAAGUGGUGCUCAUGGGCAGAACUAAAUGUGUAACAAGAAGUUUUGAGAAUUGUGUCUAUAAGAAGAAAAUGUCUGUAAAUCUGAGUCUGUUUUGUUCAACAGUUGUAUUUUACAAAAGAAUUGUAUUCAAGCAUCAGAGAACGCAAUUAGAACAGUCUUUGAAUAGAAAUAUACUGUCUUUCUAUUGGAUGAUAUUAUUGAACUUCAAGGUUUUAUUGAAGUGAAUAUCUGUUACAAGCUUCAUAGAAAAUAGUAGUCAUAGCAAAAUGUGAUCAAUUGCAAUUCUAGACAAUUGUGCUAUUAUAUAUAUAUAUAUAUAUAUAUAUAUAUAUAUAUAUAUAUAUAUAUAUAUAUAGCUAUAGCCCAUAUGAUGACCCCACUGUUCUCAAUUAUUAUGUUUUUAUUCUAUGUAAACAUUCGUCUCCCACAUCCCACGUUUAAAUGUUGUGCGCUCAAGAUGGCGACAUGAGCUAAAAAUGGUAUCUCUUGAAGUAUGACAUUCUUUUUUCUUCUCAUAGAAAUUUAUAUCAUAAACAAGUGUAGGGUGCUCAGUGGGACACAUUGUGGUCUAGAUCAUUAAACUGUUUAUUUUUCAAGUAGGUCUUGAUAUUUCUCAAGUGUGCCAUCUGUGACACUAAUAGUUUUUGGUUUGGCUCUCUUAACAUGGAAUUCCACUUCAAAUCAAGAAAUUCUGAUAAAUAAUUCUACUUGACUGGCUUAGAGUAGACAUUGUAGCUAUUCUUAACACUGUCUUGGUUAGCGUCUAAAGCUUCUGGCCAUACAGAUGCAUUUGUUUUUCUUUUCUUUCAUUUCUUUUUUACAGUGUACCUAUGAUUUGCUGAAAUAAAAAGCUAUAUUGACCAUU
Messenger RNA from Syngnathus typhle (broad-nosed pipefish), 3615 nucleotides. RefSeq names its product SPARC (osteonectin), cwcv and kazal like domains proteoglycan 3 (gene spock3). Bases 155 to 1315 code for a protein of 386 amino acids. Lineage: Eukaryota; Metazoa; Chordata; Actinopteri; Syngnathiformes; Syngnathidae. The record is from RefSeq and is a predicted model, not a curated record. The transcript is spliced from 11 exons. Gene Ontology annotation, molecular function: calcium ion binding; protein binding.